CCUCGCCUCUUUGCAUCUCCACGCCGUCCGUGUACACACACAUAUGCACGCUGACCGCAUGCAGAUCUAAACAGAGAUUCAAAAGAACACCUUUGCUCUUCUACCGGCUAACCCGUCGUCAUCACUGUGAGGAGAAGCGGGCACCUCCAAGGUAGUGAUGGCGCUCCAGAAGACCCAUUCAUUGCUGCUGCUCGUGCUGCUGACCCUGCUGGGGCUUGGGCUGGUACAGCCUUCCUACGGGCAGAGUUACAUGUACCAACGAUUCCUGCGGCAACACGUGGACCCUGCUGGGAGAGGUGGCAGUGAUAGCUACUGCAACCUGAUGAUGCAAAGACGGAAGAUGACUUCAUAUCAGUGCAAGUACUUCAACACGUUCAUUCAUGAAGACAUUUGGAAGAUUCAGAGCAUCUGUAGCACCACGAGCAUUCAGUGCAAGAAUGGCAAGAUGAACUGCCACGAGGGGGUAGUGAAGGUCACAGACUGCAGGGAGACAGGAAGUUCCAGGGCUCCCAACUGCAGGUACCGGGCCACAGCCAGCAUGAGACGUGUUGUCAUCGCCUGUGAGGGUAACCCAGAGGUGCCUGUGCACUUUGACAAAUAGAUGCCACCCAGCAGGGGUUUUCUCCCAGCAGCUGGCCUCUAGCUUACUCCUUAAGUAGCAAUGAGUAGUGCAUUUGAGCUGUCCCAGACUCUGUCUCCUCUGCUUGUUUCUUCUUUUUCUCUGUAGAACCCAUUCUGUUCAAUACACUGCAUGAAAGAGAAAGUUGAGACAUAAACUUAUAAUGGGCCUGGGCUUUUCUGUAAUAAGCUUCCUUUUGUAAUACUGGUCGCCUUGGCUUUCUCAGAUCCUCUCCUCUGGAAUUUAGUCAUUAUAUGUACGUCCAGAGCACUUCAAGCAUUUUCAUCUAAGUUACGUCAUUUCUAAUGCCACAGCACCCCUGGGACACUGCUGCUGAUGCUGCAAGAUACACAAGCCCCAAGUUAAGGGAUUUGCUAAGAACAUAAAGCUAGUAGAAAAUCUGAGACAGAAGUCCAGUGUAACUGGCUACUAAUCUAGGGCUUUUUCCACUUCAGCACAAGAGAUGUUCUGAAACUUUCUGGUUUUUGUUAUUCCCAAAAGUCAGCUGUUGUGGGGAGUGUUAAAAUUUGGGAAGUAUGUACUGGCCAGAUGAGAGCUCUAUCUGUAAAAUUUGGGAACUUGACUGUGUUUGAAUCUAAUAAGACCAAGAAAUGAUAUAAGAAAUUUUGUUCUUCUCUUCCCAAACCCCUAGUAAGUCAGAGUGUUAAAAAUGUACUGGAUCAUUAAGACUCACUCUUCCUGACUGAAAGAUUUUUCAUGUUUUCUUUAUAAUAAAAGAAAUAAGAUACCUUAAAUUUCAA
Messenger RNA from Camelus dromedarius (Arabian camel), 1380 nucleotides. It is a transcript of the gene RNASE4, whose product is annotated as ribonuclease A family member 4. The record is from RefSeq and is a predicted model, not a curated record. The transcript has 2 exons. Gene Ontology annotation, biological process: defense response to Gram-positive bacterium. The coding region runs from base 158 to 601 and encodes 147 amino acids. Lineage: Eukaryota; Metazoa; Chordata; Mammalia; Artiodactyla; Camelidae. Gene Ontology annotation, molecular function: nucleic acid binding; RNA nuclease activity.